AUGUUCGGCCGCAUGUUUUCGACGUUUGUAUCUGAACAUGCCAGGAGCGUAAUGCGGAAAGGGCUUCCGAAGAAGCUACCAAUUGCGGGAGUAGACAGCAUAGUUCUGGUUACGUCUGCAAAGGGAGGAGUGGGAAAAUCAACUAUUGCUGUCAACUUGGCCGUUGCGCUAAGUAGGCUGCAGGCUUCAAAUCAGGUUGGCAUUUUGGACUCUGAUGUUUUUGGUCCUUCUGUACCAGAAUUGAUGGGAGUAAAUGGCAUUCAACCUGAUACGAAUGAACAAAAACAGAUUGUUCCCCUUCAAAAUUACGGAGUCAAAUGUAUGUCAAUCGGAUCUCUUGUUGAAAAAGAGUCUGCUGCCAUUUGGCGAGGCUUAAUGGUUAUGAAGGCGGUGCAAACCUUACUUCGCCAAGUUGCAUGGGGUCCCUUAAACACACUUGUGGUCGAUACUCCACCAGGCACCGGAGACGUUCACCUCUCUCUCGUUCAGAAUGUGCCCAUCAAGGGUUCUGUCGUUGUUACUACUUCUCAUCCAUUGUCGUUAUCCAGUACCCAGCGUGGCAUUGAAAUGCUACUAAAACUUAAUGUUCCUAUCAUUGGUAUGGUCGAAAAUAUGGCUAGUUUUAUGUGUCCGAAUUGCAAGAUUGCCACUCCUAUUUGGUGUGCUGCAGACUCAACCGAGGAAGUUGGUGCAGCCAAGUUGGCUGACCAAUAUGGGAUACCGCUACUUUGUCGAAUUCCCUUUGACCUGGAUUUCGCAAACAAGAAAGGAAAUAGCUUGCCAGUCGUCAUUUCUCACCCCAACUCAUUAACGGCUACCGCUUUCGUGGAACUUGCUAACCAAAUUCACAGUUUUCUUUAG
Molecule: messenger RNA, 861 nt
Organism: Hydatigera taeniaeformis
Lineage: Eukaryota; Metazoa; Platyhelminthes; Cestoda; Cyclophyllidea; Taeniidae
Source: the annotation of a GenBank genome assembly